Molecule: messenger RNA, 896 nt
Organism: Elaeis guineensis (African oil palm)
Lineage: Eukaryota; Viridiplantae; Streptophyta; Magnoliopsida; Arecales; Arecaceae
Cellular component (GO): nucleus
Source: RefSeq, a predicted model, not a curated record
UACCAAGGUAAGAUAUGACACGGUACCAAGGGUAAGACAAGGCGGUGUCACCACAAAGAAGGUGUGCUGGGCGGAAGAGGCCUAGAAAAGUACGAGGAAGGAGAGGAAACCUUGGAAGAAGCUUUAGAAUUAUGGAACGCCCGAAAGAGAAAGAGGCGAUGGAAAUCGAAAGCGUAUCGGAAUCGGCGGCGGCCGAGCCACAAGAAUUCGAUUCAAGUGAUGAUGAAAUUGACUACUCCAUUAAACCGGAGUUCUAUGAUCCAAAUCUUGAUGAUAAAGAUGAAUUGUGGGUUCAUAAGCAAAGAAAAGGUCGGAGCUCUGAUGCUGUGCUUAGCUGCCCUGCAUGUUUCACCACCCUUUGCUUGGAUUGCCAAAGGCAUGAGCAAUAUGUGACUCAGUACAGGGCCAUGUUCGUUCUCAACUGCAAUGUCAAGACUGAUCAGAUACUGCGGCAGGGGAAACGGAAGUCAAGGAAGCCCAACGGUCGCAUGUCUUCGGAGAAGUCCCGAGAAAAUCUUGAGAAUGAUGUGGUAUUCUGGCCUGUUUGCUGCUCUGUUUGCUCAACUGAGGUUGGAGUGUUUGAUGAGGAUGAGGUUUACCAUUUCUUUAAUGUUAUUCCAAGCAACUCCUGAGCUUUUUCUUGACUGGCUUUGCUGAAUUUAAGUUAUAGGCAUGUGCUUUAAUGUAGCAUAAUCAAUCACCUGUUCGCUGACUUCAUCAUGAUGUUUCAUUUCUAAUGAACCCUAAAGUUAUUAGGAAGCGUUAAGUGUAACUUAUAGAUAUGUAAUGCCAUACAUAUCAAGCUUUUGUAGGGUUAUAAACUUAUACUGCUCUAAUCAGAUGAUCAUGGCAAAUUGCUCCUACCAUAAGCUAACUAUCAUUUAUGUUAUUUUGGU